This is a messenger RNA of Hydra vulgaris (swiftwater hydra), 1587 nucleotides long. RefSeq names its product arrestin domain-containing protein 3. Gene Ontology annotation, biological process: protein transport. Gene Ontology annotation, cellular component: cytoplasm. NCBI's taxonomy places the organism in Eukaryota, Metazoa, Cnidaria, Hydrozoa, Anthoathecata, Hydridae. The record is from RefSeq and is a predicted model, not a curated record.
CUACGAAUCAAUCGAAAUGUUUUUAUAACAGAGUUAUUGUUUAUAAAUCUGACUGUGCUAGAUAUACUAGAAACCAAAAAACUACACAAAAAAAAGCGAAUCAGACACCAUUCAGUUUUUAGUUGAAUAAAAGUUUUAAAAAUCAUUUUAUUUCUUUAUUAAAGAGGUAUUAUUUUCAUUUGAAUUAAAGAAAAGUGGGGAAAAGUGAACCAUCUAAAAAUUGAAAGCUGUAUAAAUGGGCAAGUUGAGUAAAUUUGCGAUUGUCUUUGACAAUAAUUGUACGCAAUUUCAUCCUGGUCAAAAGGUAUAUGGUUCUGUUGUCAUGGCGUUAAGCGAACCAAUGGAAAUGAAAGGAAUUAGGAUAAAUGUACAAGGAAAAGGUUGGUGUCAGUGGAGUCAAACUGUAGGACAAAGUACUUCUGUUUAUGGAGGUUCUGAAAACUUAUUUGCAGUUCAGGCAUGGAUUCAUGGAAACUCUACAAAGUUUACAAAUGAUGCUGGAAGAUUUUCUUAUCGUUUCUAUUUUGUUCUACCUUCAGCUUUACCGAGUUCAUUUGAAGGGCCUCAUGGAUUCAUUCGAUAUCAUAUUUUUGCUGAAAUUGUGAUACCAUGGGCGUUUAACCAUAAAACAGGAAGAAAAUUUACUGUAUUUGAGUUAAUAGAUACAAAUUUACCAAUCUACAACUCAGUGAGACCCAGUAGUUCAAAUGACAAAGAUGUUGGAUGCUGUUGCUGCUAUGCUGGCCCUUUAGAACUUACAGCAAGUAUUGAUAGAAAAGCAUAUUGCUCAGGUGAACAUAUAUUGAUAACUGCUAUGGUUCAAAACAACACUAAUCGUGAAAUGUAUGGAAUGAAAGCAGAACUCUACCAAUAUGUACAAUAUAUUGGAAAAUCAUUUUUUUUCAGGGAAAACAAGCUUACUGUUAAAAAAAUUUCUAUAGUGAAAGAUGGACAGUCUUGCCACUGGAAAAAUCAGCCUUUAUUAAUUCCUGUAGCGACUCCCACUAGUUUUAAAUCUAAAGUAAUCAAAGUCUGGUAUGCAUUAUCUGUUGAAAUAGAUGUUUCUUGGGGGUUCAAUCUAACUGCAACACUUUAUGUUACUAUGGGUACAGUGCCACAUUCAUCAUCACAAUCUAAACCUUGUUCUUCAUCUAUUGGAUGUCAAACAAAUCCUGCACUUCAAAAUCAAACACCAAGUUUAGCAGCUGCCAAUCAGCUUUCUCCAGUGAUUGAUCAACAACCAGUAAAUCCGAAGUUAUUAUCUCAACCUCUUCCUAAGAAUUAUGGCUCAAUGAAUUAACUAUGUUUUAUGUAGAUAAGAAUAAUAUAAUUUCUUAAGCGAGUUUGCAAAAAUAACACUACCAUUCAAAAAUGAAUGUAUAAGUUAAAGAAAGACUCAAUUAAAAAUAUAUGUUUGGUUUGUGCAAUAAAUUGUCAUAAAGCUCCUUUACAGCAAAAGAAAGAUUUACCGUUUGCAAGUAGUUGAAAGUAGCAUUUUAUAGAUAUCCUUUGCAUUUUACACAACAAUCUUUUGUUUCUCUCACUCGAAAUAUAAAAGUUUUAUAAGAUUUGAUUAUUUUUGAUUAU